Molecule: messenger RNA, 707 nt
Organism: Agelaius phoeniceus (red-winged blackbird)
Lineage: Eukaryota; Metazoa; Chordata; Aves; Passeriformes; Icteridae
Gene: POLR3K
Product: RNA polymerase III subunit K
Biological process (GO): termination of RNA polymerase III transcription; DNA-templated transcription
Cellular component (GO): RNA polymerase III complex
Molecular function (GO): zinc ion binding; nucleic acid binding
Source: RefSeq, a predicted model, not a curated record
CGGUCUCGCCGUCCGCCUUGCACACCCGCACCGUCAUGGCCUGCCCGUACUCCAGGGCCACCUGCGAGCCGAUCUCCUCCGCCGUCACCUGCGGGCGAGCGACACGGCCGUGAGCGCAGCCCCGCCGGCCCGGCCCGGCCCGGCCCCGCGCCCCGGGCCCACCUGCGGGGGGAGGUCGCAGAGCAGCGGGUCCUGCACCAGCCGCGCCAGCGCCGCCUGGAACAGCUCCAGCACCUCGGCGUGCGCCAGCUCCUCCGCCGGCUCCUCCGCCGGCUCCUCGGCCGCCAUCGCCGGAAGGGGCGGGCGGCGCGGCGGAACCGGCGAUGCUGCUCUUCUGUCCGGCCUGCGGGAACGUGCUGGUGGCCGAGGAGGGGCCGCGCUGCCACCGCUUCGCCUGCACCACCUGUCCCUACGUGCGCAACGUCACGCGGAAGGUGACGAGCAGGAAGUACCCGCGGCUGAAGGAGGUGGACGAUGUGCUGGGCGGCGCCGCGGCCUGGGAGAACGUGGACUCCACGGCAGAGCCGUGCCCCAAGUGCGAGCACCCCCGCGCCUACUUCAUGCAGAUCCAGACGCGCUCGGCCGACGAGCCCAUGACCACCUUCUACAAGUGCUGCAACCCGCAGUGCGGGCACCGCUGGCGGGACUGAGGGGAGCGGGCAUCGCAAUUUUUGCUGCUCUUGCAAUAAACGCGGCACUGCGGGCAA